Molecule: messenger RNA, 942 nt
Organism: Rosa rugosa (rugosa rose)
Lineage: Eukaryota; Viridiplantae; Streptophyta; Magnoliopsida; Rosales; Rosaceae
Product: TMV resistance protein N-like
Exons: 2
Coding region: 441-917 (158 amino acids)
Biological process (GO): signal transduction
Source: RefSeq, a predicted model, not a curated record
AGACUGGACUGGUCGUCCAAAGUAGGUUCAAGGGUGCACGCGUCUCUAAACUAGGUUAUCACGUCACCACCAGUUCUUGCUUGUCAUAGUUGAAUAUUCUUUCCGUCCAUAGAUUCCUGGUUUAGCUUGAAUGAGAAUCCUAGUAUGAACAUCGGAAGCAACUGCUUUUGUCUGGUCUCAGAAUUUCAUCUACAUGAUAUGAUAUUAAAUUUUCAUGAAGAAUGAACAGAGAUACCAUGGAGAUGUAGCACAGUAACAAUAAUCAAAACACGUUCUUAACCAAAUUACUGCCCGGUCUCACAAAGCAUAAUGAAUCCGUUGUUCACAAUCAUCGGAAUUCAGGAUGUGGCCGCAUCCAUAACCUCAGCUAAUAAGAAUGAUGGCCCGGAUCACUUUCGAGCUUCAACAGCAACUAAGCCUAGUGAAAGCCUCACAAGGAGAUGGCUGCUGCUUCAUCUCUAUCAUCUGGUGGCCGUUGGAACUAUGAUGUGUUCCUCAGUUUUAGAGGUCAGGACACUCGCAAGAUCUUUGUGGGCCAUCUCCACAAAGCUCUUGAUCUGAAAGCAAUCAACGCAUUUAUAGACUCUGAAGAUCUCUGCAGAGGCAACGACCUUUCAGAAUUGCUCAGGGCUAUUGAAGACUCUAGGCUUUCUAUCGUAGUUUUCUCCCAACAUUAUGCUUCUUCCACAUGGUGUUUGAAAGAACUGGUUAAGAUACUUGAAUGCGUGGCUGUGAAGAAGCAGCUAGUGGUGCCCAUUUACUAUGAAGUAGAUCCAUCUGAUAUCCGCAAACUGAAGGGAAGCUUUGCCGAGGCUUUUGUGAAACAUGAGCAAGAUUCUAAUGCCGGCAUGGACAAGGUGAAUAGGUGGAAGAUUGCUCUAAUUGAAGCCAGCAAUCUAUCUGGCUGGGAUUCAUGAAAUUACACGUAAUGCUUCUUCAUAA